AGCGCCGAAUACAAACUCUGACCUUGUCAUGUUUGGAUUCUCAGCUGCUUACCUAAACACAUUCUUCCCGACCAUGGGCCGCAAAUAUCCUUUGGAAACGCCUCGUAGUGCCAUGCGUGGCCAGUGUAAUGGAUCUAGUGUCUUGGUACAACGCACACAUAAAUCACCUUCCUUAGAGUGCAGUGCAGAUUGGUUUAAACAAGAAAUCAAAUGUCAAAUGGAACGAGGUGGUUUAUUUGAGGAUCCAUUUAUGCCUGCUACCGACUCAACUAUCAAAUCUGGAUCGAGUAAACAAAGUUACAGAUGGCUAAGACCUGUUGUAAGUCGUCUUUAUAUUGAUUUUAUUAUUCAUUAACUAUCUGUUUUCUAUUAACUCUUGUCCUUCAUAUAUUACGAAGUAACCUGAUCGAUGUUAGUAUUUUUAAUAAACUUAUAGUGAAUAUCGAUUAGACGGCUAAUGAGAUAGAUCGAACAAAGUGUUAUCUCCAUAAAUUCCAAUUCUGUGGUUCGUGAAUAUGUGUUCGGACGUAACAACGUUAAUUCUACUGGUGUUGUCACCUUGAAACACGAACUUCAGUCCCUUGAAAUUGUGCUACGAAUGUCAUUCCAGCGACUUUCAUAUCAUUCACACACUACUGUUGCUGGGAUGUAGUGGAAAAAGUAGAGAGGUGGUCUGUUAAUGACAUGAUACUGUGGUAUAAAAGAAAGUUGUAUAGGACUGGUUUCUGUCGGUCCAUCACGACUCUCUGGUUGGGAUUUUACUUUGUUGCUUGAGAUGUUACCAGAUAUACAUCAGGACAGGAAACAAUGAAAAUCCUGCUGUAGUCUUCUUAUUACUUACUGUACUUAAGCCUUUUACCCUUCUGGACGCACAGGCCACUGACCAGAUAUCUCCAAGAACAACUGUCUUGGUUGCUCCCGUUCCCAGUUGGCGCUUAUCAUAAAUUUCUUUUGCAUUCUUCGUAAAAAGUCGGAAAGAACUCACUUAACUAAGAAGUUUGUGGUCGUAGUUUUAACAGAACUGUCAAUUCCACCUUAUGUUACUUUCGUUCAUUUGGAACUACCGCACAAAGUUUUAUAAAUUGGACAAUUAGUGCACAAUAUUUCUAAAAUUCAUAUUAAUAGAAAGAGAUUUCAUAAAGUAUUAUGUAACUUUAUAGUGUGUAUCCGAGUUGCAUGUGCUUAAAUGUUGACUGUAACAUUUCUAUUUAGCUUGUAUAUUCCAAUAAAGUUCAUUCAAAACCACGAUAUGAUAAACUUAGAAGGUUACAGAUGAAUAAAGAUGGAUAGUGGUUUGCAGUGGAAUCCAGAAUGUGAAUUUCGUUUUAUUUGAGACUCGUCAGCUAGAUGUACCUGGAUUCCAGAGUUGAUGUUCACUCUGAGAUUCGAACCCAGUACCAUUCGCUUCAAAAGCCAUCGAGUUAUCCACUUAGCUACUGAUUCGCGAUAGCCACCUUAUUUUUCAAUGGGGUGAGGUUUAAAUUCAUUUUGUAUUGUUUAUUUGAGUCUUUCCAUUGAUGUUCAGGACUCCCAAUGAGAGAGUAAUCAUUUACAGAAAUCAAAGAAAAACUCUAAUUUUCAUUUAUCCUAGUUAUUUUUAUGGGUUCUUUUAAUAUUCUUAAGUUGUUUCUUCUUAAUAUCAAAAUUAUGGGUAGGAAAAUUUCUUUUACGUAUUAAUAAUACAUGUGUCUUUUUUUUUAAACAAAAAAAAUUAUUGUUCAUAUGUGUUACAUGUGCAUGAAUUAUGCAAUAGACGAACUUUGAUUAUUCACUAUUCAGGAACUUAGCAGGUGCCCACGUUUUGUUGCAGAUGGAGUUAGUCGCUUCGAUAUCAAACAAGGUGAACUUGGAAACUGUUGGGUUAUAGCUGCUUUGGCCUCAUUAUCAAUGUAUCCAGAAUUAUUUAAUCAAGUUGUCCCACCUGAUCAAUCAUUUGAAAAAUCAUCAAAAUAUCCAUAUGUUGGAAUGUUUUGGUUUCGAUUCUGGCAAUUCGGUGAUUGGUACGAUGUUGUUGUAGAUGAUCGUUUACCAACUCGUAAUGGACAUUUAGUAUUUAUGCAUUCCGCAGAUCCUAAUGAAUUUUGGUCAGCCUUAUUAGAGAAAGCCUAUGCUAAACUUGUGUCGUCUUAUGAUGCACUUCGUGGUGGGUGUACAGCAGAAGCAAUGGAAGAUUUCACUGGUGGUCUUACAGAACUUGUUGAUUUAGGUGCGAAAGCUCCUGCUAAUAUAUUCGGCAUUAUGGAACAUGCAUUGAAUCGUGCCUCUUUAAUGGCUUGUAGUAUUGAUGCUGAUCCACAUGAGAUUGAAGCGAAUGGUCCGUUAGGAUUAAUUCUUGGUCAUGCCUAUUCUGUGACCGAUAUACGACAGGUUCAUACUAAUUAUCAAUCUCAAAGUAUUCGUCUAAUCCGUCUACGUAAUCCAUGGGGUAACGAUCGUGAAUGGUCAGGUCCUUGGAGUGAUCAAUCUAGAGAAUGGAGAAAUAUUCCACCUGAUGAACGAAAACGAAUUGGUCUCACUUUUGAUGAAGAUGGUGAAUUUUGGAUGUCUUUCGAUGAUUUUGUACGUUAUUUCUCACGUCUUGAGUUAUGUCAUCUUGGACCAGAAUCCGUAGCUUACAGUCCAGGUCCUGUCAACCGUCGUUGUAAUAAACGUCAAUGGGAAAUGAUAUGUGAAGAAGGUGAAUGGUUACGUAAUUCAACUGCUGGAGGUUGUUCAAAUUUUCCCAAUACAUUUUACAUGAAUCCACAAUUUCAUGUUGAGGUUGUUGAUCCAGAUGAGUCAGAUACAGAUGGUAAUGGCACUCUUGUGGUUGGUUUGAUGCAGAAGGGAUUAAGAGAAAAACACGUUGAACCUCAUGUGAUUGGUUAUUCUGUAUUUCGGAUGCCUCCAUCUGCUCCAAACAAUCGACUGUUAGAUCGAAGGUUUUUUAUGACUAAUUCAUCUGUAGCUCGAUCACCGGUAUUUAUUAAUAUGCGUGAAGUUUGUGGUAGGCAUAAAUUAAAACCAGGCCAUUAUGUGAUUAUCCCGUGUACAUUUAAUCCAAAUGAAGAAGCUAAAUUUAUGCUGCGUAUAUUCUCUGAACGAGCAUGUGGUUCAAAUGAGUUAGACGACGAUACUCGGAUCACUUUUAUAGAUGGACCUGAUCACCCCAUUAGAACAGCUGAUGAUAAUUUAAUAGAGAAAUUACAAGUUGUCUUCAAUAAAAUAGCUGGUCCGACUGGCGCAAUCACAUAUACUCAAUUACAAGAUAUAUUAAAUGAAGCAUUUACAAAAGAUUUUCCAUUCGAUGGAUUUAGUCGAGAAACUGCUAGAAGUAUGAUGGCCUUAAUGGAUGCUGAUUUAAGCGGUGGUUUGGGCUUUGAUGAAUUCAAAAAGCUAUGGAUGGAACUACGCAUUUGGAAGACUAUUUUCAAAAAAUUCGAUGAAGGUCAUACGGGUAGCUUAGAAGCUUUCGAACUAAGAAAUGUAAUGAGGACCAUCGGUUUUCAUGUCAGUAAUAUGAUUUUCAAGGCUAUUGCUUGUCGAUAUGCAAAUGAAAAAGGUCAAAUUUUAUUUGAUGAUUACAUUUUGUUAUUGAUCCGAUUAUCCACUGUUUUUGAAACAUUCAAAGCACAAGAGCGCACUCGAGAUGGCCGAGCUGUCUUUGGAGCUGACGAUUUUAUUCGCUCAGUUAUAUAUAUUUAGAGGCCCAAAUUAAACCGCCAUCAUAAUAAUAUUUGUGAAUACAGGCAUGUAUGAUACAUAUACACACAACAGAAGAAACCGGCUACUUAUAUGUGUAUACAACUCUUACAGAGAUGGCCGAUCGUGAUAAUUUUAUUAUUUUACUAUUUGCUUUUUUUGUUUUGAUUUUGCAUGCUCAAAAGAAAACUUACAAUAUAUUUAUUAUCUUA
Molecule: messenger RNA, 3893 nt
Organism: Schistosoma margrebowiei
Lineage: Eukaryota; Metazoa; Platyhelminthes; Trematoda; Strigeidida; Schistosomatidae
Source: the annotation of a GenBank genome assembly